GCUUGGUCUCGUGACGAGGGUUACAUUGUUCAGCUGUUAGCAUCUGCCCCGUUUUGAUUUGUAAAUGUCAUGAUAUUCAGCCAGCUAAAAAAGAAGCCAAUAAUCGAAAUAAUCUCAACGACCACCAAGGAUGUUGUCUCGCCUGCUGAAGGAGCACCAGGCAAAGCAAAAUGAGCGGAAGGAGCUGCAGGAGAGACGCAGGCGUGAAGCUAUUGCUGCAGCCACCUGUCUAACAGAGGCCCUGGUAGACCACCUCAAUGUUGGUGUUGCUCAGGCAUAUGUAAACCAACGGAAGCUCGACCAUGAGGUGAAGACUCUCCAAGUGCAGGCGAGCCAGUUCUCCAAACAAACUGCUCAGUGGAUCAGUAUGGUGGAGGGUUUCAAUCAAGCCCUAAAGGAAAUUGGUGAUGUGGAGAACUGGGCCCGCAGUAUUGAGAUGGACAUGAGAACCAUCGCCACAGCUCUAGAGUAUGUACACAAAGGUCAGCUUCAGUCUGCUUCCUCCUAAACUUGAAGAUGUGUGAAAGUUUACAGCUGAAACUAAAUACGCUGGAAUGAAGCAGAAAUCCUAUUAGCAAAGAUGCAAGCAGCAAUGACUGUGCUUGUUUGCAUGCCCUUCUGAGUGGGCUGAUGCUGAUGAUGACUUUGUCUCGAGAAAGACUUGCAUUUGACAGUUAAUGGCAUCACUGCUUCUUCUUGCUCUUGUGUGAGAUGCAAUAUUAACUAGGACAACCACACAAUGAUGCUGGAGUUGUUCAAAGAUGAAGUUUGUGUAUAAAAUUAAAUGAUCUAGGAUCUGUUUAAUAAUGACUUCAACUGAUCGCAUUAAUUAAAUAACUGGAGAAAAGCAAUGUCAGUGUGGAAUUAUCAAAGUCUCAAAAACAUUUUCUAAGAAGGCGUCUUUUCAGCACCUGAUAACUAAAUUAUGUAUGUCUGUGUUUAUGUGUCUGUGUACAGUGAUGAUUGUACUGUUUUUGUCUGACAACUUAACUUUUUUGUCAACAUUUGGUGAUGGAACAUUAUUUUUAAUAAAAUUAAAAAAUUAACUGUUUUUUUUUCUUCUUAUG
Messenger RNA from Toxotes jaculatrix (banded archerfish), 1067 nucleotides. It is a transcript of the gene bloc1s1, whose product is annotated as biogenesis of lysosomal organelles complex-1, subunit 1. Lineage: Eukaryota; Metazoa; Chordata; Actinopteri; Toxotidae. The transcript has 4 exons. Bases 131 to 508 code for a protein of 125 amino acids. Gene Ontology annotation, cellular component: BLOC-1 complex. The record is from RefSeq and is a predicted model, not a curated record. Gene Ontology annotation, biological process: endosomal transport.